AUGAAGACUUUCACCCUCUCCAUGGCUUUGCUGGCCGUUGCCGGCAUCGUGAGCGCCGAUGUUACGGUCGGUGAAUGCGCGAGAAUGUGUAUCAACAACAUGAACAAUAAGGCCUCCGAGUUGGGCUGCUCCAGCGGUGACAUGGCUUGCCUCUGCAAGACUGACAACUACCGAUUCGGUGUCCGCGAUUGCACCUCGCAGGCCUGUCCUGGCGACGAUGCGAACGCUGUCGUUGCGGUUGCCCUGGCGUCUUGCCCUGACUCUGGCUCUUCGGGCUCUUCAGCUUCGUCCACCGGAACUCAUACAGGUGGCGCUAGCCCAACUGGUACUGUCACUGGCACCGGCUCGAGCUCCGGCUCUGGCAGCAAGACCUCUGGCUCUGGUAAAACUACGGGCACCUCUGGAUCGAUGACUGGGUCGGAGACUGGCACGAUUACCGGCUCCAGCACCACCACCGGUGAUACUUCUACUGGAACCGGCGGUUCUGAGACGAUCACUGGGUCUACUACUCGCUCCAGAUCCGAGAGCUCUACUCUGAGCACCACUGCGAGCACUGGUAGCUCUAGCUCCCGCAAUGGAUCCGGCGCAUCGAGCACGAGCUCCGUUAGAACCUCUGGCUCUGCGACCGGUACUGCGCCUUCCACCUCUGGGACAGGUAACUCGGCUGCUCCCCUUAAUGCCAUUGGCAGUGGCGCUCUCGGAGCCCUGGGACUGGUGGCUGCCUUCGUACUCUAA
Aspergillus tanneri is the source of this 735-nucleotide messenger RNA. Its product is annotated as CFEM domain-containing protein. The transcript is spliced from 4 exons. Lineage: Eukaryota; Fungi; Ascomycota; Eurotiomycetes; Eurotiales; Aspergillaceae. Bases 1 to 735 code for a protein of 244 amino acids. The record is from RefSeq and is a predicted model, not a curated record.